This is a messenger RNA of Acanthoscelides obtectus, 186 nucleotides long. The record is from the annotation of a GenBank genome assembly. NCBI's taxonomy places the organism in Eukaryota, Metazoa, Arthropoda, Insecta, Coleoptera, Chrysomelidae.
AUGCUGAGUGAACGAACUCCCACGUCAACUACAAGCUGGAACAAGUCAGGACAUGUCGCUCAGAUACUACCAGCCAACCUUUUACUUCUCCUUGGAGGAUAUCCUCGCGAGUAUAAGGUUAUGUUCCCACGUUACCUGAGUCACAAUGACUUAUUUAUUCAUUAUUUGGAAAGUAUCAGCAAGUGA